This is a messenger RNA of Acanthopagrus latus (yellowfin seabream), 5763 nucleotides long. It is a transcript of the gene cfap70, whose product is annotated as cilia and flagella associated protein 70. The transcript has 27 exons. Gene Ontology annotation, biological process: cilium assembly; cilium movement. The coding region runs from base 128 to 3412 and encodes 1094 amino acids. Gene Ontology annotation, molecular function: protein binding. NCBI's taxonomy places the organism in Eukaryota, Metazoa, Chordata, Actinopteri, Spariformes, Sparidae. The record is from RefSeq and is a predicted model, not a curated record. Gene Ontology annotation, cellular component: motile cilium; extracellular exosome.
GCUUUCUGCGCAUGUCACCAACAUGUGUAGCAUCGUUGCCAUGGAAACAGCCCUCACAGAGAAGGCGACAACUCCUCGCGAGGGCAGCUAACGUCAACACAAGCUACCACUCUUCGUUAUUUAUACAAUGGAUACGUCUGAAAACACCACAGGAACCAAGAUGACUCUAAAAAUAAGCCGUGGAAAUAACUUGCAAGGAAAAAAGGCAGACAGCUGCCAGACUUUCCUCCGGGUUGAAUUUGAUGGAACAGUACUGGGAGAGUCGGACAAGAAGCAGGUGGACCCAGUGGAGAAGUGUGUUGACUUUGACUUUACCUGCAGCUUCCACUGCCCCAAUGAUGCUCGGGCUUUCAGUGACAUCAGCCAUAAACCAAUCAUAUUGACGGUGACAGAGCUCCUGCCUGAGGAGAAGAAAGUUGAGGCGAGGACAGCUGUGCUGGGCCAAGCUGUGGUGGACCUGCUGCCACUGCUACAAGGUCAGUGUACCUUCUUGUCCACUGUCGCACUGAAUCCAGUGACGAGGUCCUCAGCUAAAGAGAUCCAGAACUCCAGCAGCAAGCAGCGUUUGAUAAAGGACUUCAAACCUCAGCCGUCAACUCUGGAAGUGUGUGUCAGUGUGUCGGAUCUAGUGCUGUCUGAGGCUGAACUCUCAGCCUCAAACCUGUUGACGGUAACCGUAGAGACAGCCUAUUCUCUGCCUGAGUCGUGGAUGCUGCCGUCGGGCCCUGCCCCCUUCACAUACACUGCUGCCCUGGAGGUCCCACUUACUGCGGAGAAAGAUCAGGUGCUGCUGUUCUGUGAAGGACAGCUUAAGGCCGGAGGGCACAGGGAGGAAAAGGGCCGACAGAGGAAGAGACCACAUCAGGCCCUGCUGGUCCCGGGGAACCACUUCCUGCCUGAUGCCUUUUUCCAGGCAGAACCCAUUUAUGAAGAGGACGGCGAGCUAACUGGCUUAGAGGACCAGGAAUUUCGCAAUGAGGCAGAGACCACAAAGAGCAGGGUGAGCUGGGACACUGAGAUGCACUGCUUCCUGGAUGCAGGAGGAACCACCAGGCUGCGGCAGACGAUUGCUGAGAACAGACUCUGGCCAGUCGAGAUUAUGAGGUCAUCGGCUUCACUGGCAAAGAUAGCUGAAGAGAACCUAGAGAUCCCUUUCCAUGGUGUGGCAUUUGUGGACGUGGGGCGGCUGCUGUAUCCUGGAGUCAGCCAUGUCCGAGGAGCAUACAGCAUUCAUCCCUUCUCUGAGGCGGAAUUGCAGAAAAAGGCCAAGCGAAGUGUCAGUGUACUAAAGGAGCAGGCCAGGGAUGCAGCGGACCUGGGUAAACCUCGUGCUGUCUCAGCUGCAGGCUCUAACAAGGGUAAGGCAGGAAAGCACUUGGAUGGAAACAACAAGGGAGCCAGGGAUUCCAAGGAGGCAGCCAAAAAGCAACCUCACAAUCAGAGCAGGAUAGCCAGCAGUGUGACCGACAGCUUGACAGAACAUGAGCUGCCACACGUCAAUACUGAGAGAAAUCAGACAUAUGUGGAGGCCAGAACUUACAUUAUCAUUGAGAUAGCCUUGGAGAAACCGCUGGUACCCAAAACAUCUCCAGAGGAGCUGGCCAGAAGGGUGAAGGAGUUGAUCCCACCCAGACCUCCUCUUCCAGCGGGUCCUUGCAGAGCAGAAAGAGCAGUGCUGGACUUCCACAGGCAGAUAGGCAACAUGGAGACUAUGGUUUUUGAGCAGUGUAAUGAAUUGUUUGGAACAAGAUGGGAGGAUUCAGUAGACUGCAGCUGGAAGCAAAAGCAGACUGAGCUAAGGGGAGCGCUUAAUGUCUCUGGAAGAUACUUCACUUAUAAGGAACAAUUGAAGCAUGCAGUAGUUAGGAUUGUUCGUGACAAGAUGCAGCAGACAGAGCCAUUCACUAAUCCUCAGGAGCUACAGGCUUUUGUCAGCAAGCUGUAUGUUUACCUGGUAGAGGAGAUGCACAUUGCUGUCAAUGAGACUUCUUCAGAUGACGUCAGUAAUGAGGAGAUCCACCUAAGUGUCUCUCAGCUCAGACAUUUUGCUAGAGAGGCUAAUCUUACUGGGGAUUAUCAGCAGGCUGUUCAAUAUUACCAAGAGCUGGUGGUGAGGCAGCCAAGUGAACCCUCCCACAAGUUUGAGUGGGGAAGCCACUAUGUGCUGACCGGAGACUACAUGAGGGCUAAAGAAUGUUUCCAUGACGCUGUGUCUAUCCAACAGGCAAACCAACCCAGCCUGAUGAUGUGUGGGGUGUUGGCAAUGAUGUUUGAGCAUUACAAGGAGGCCCAGACCUUCCUGGAGAGGGCCACCCAAAUAGAUCCACCCAGUGUGGUUGCCUGGACUCUGCUGGGUUUGCUCCAUGAGAGCCAGAAUGAAUCCAUCCUGGCUGAGAGGUCUCUUCUAGAAGCCCAAAGGCAGCUGAGGGCAAAAGAAGCAAAGGAGCAAACACAGAGGGAGGAGGUGAAGAAAGACAAGGAGAAAGACAAGGAGGAGACAAAUGAAAAGGAGCAGCAGGAGAACGAGGAGAAAUCCUCACUUGCAUGUCAGUCUCCCACUGUUGACCAAAACCCAAAGUGUGCAGACCAGGACGCAGGGGCACAAGAAAAGCCUCCAGCACAGAGUGUCAGCUCUAGAUCUGCUCCAUCUAAAGUCUCCUCUACCAUUUACACCGAGACAGUUCAGUUUCUGCUUCAGAACAAUGCCCUGCAGAUUGCGGAGCAGGCUCUGUCCCAGGAGCUGCUGUGGUCACUCGGUGGUCGCAGUGUAUCCUAUCGUCUUCAUCUCGCCAUGCUGCAGCUGCUCAGAGCCGACUAUUGCAGUGCUGUUGCCAGCCUUAGGGAGGCGAUGUUGAACAGUAACCAGGAUGCAGAUGUGUGGGCCCUGCUUGGUCACUGCCACUACCUGCAAGGGGCUAUCAGUGAUGCUCAGGAGAGUUAUGAGAGGAGCCUGAACUCCCUGCAGCAGCUGUCAGACUCUCACCUCGUCCUCCUUCGUCUGGGAUCCAUCUACCUCCAGCAGAGGAAGUUUGAGAAAGCCAAAGUUGUCUACCUGCAGGCUUGUGAACGGUCUCCAUCCUGCCUGACCUGGCUGGGCCUGGGCACCGCCUUUUACCGGCUGGACGAGCUGUCUUUAGCUGAGGAAGCAUUUACUAAUGCCAACCAUCUGAACAAUCAGAAUGCAGAGGUGUGGGCUUACUUGUCUCUGAUCUGCCUCAGGUCCGGCAGACAUAAGGAGGCAGAGCAGUUUUACAAAUAUGCAACAAGGUUCAACCUGCAGAAUGAUUCACUUCUCAAAGAGUUCAGUGAGCUGCAGGAUCAGCUCCUCGUCAGUCGUCUGGACUCAUGCUUUGGAGCAAGCUCUGAAGCGGGGUGUAAAUACGCAAACACAGUGUAUGAAGACAUUUUUUAAAAAGACAUUUUAUUGUAUUUUGAGGGUGUAUAUGUGUUAACAUUUAUUGUGACACAUGAUGGAUCAGAUUUUACAGGCAGUGAAAUCAAUAACUGGCCAAGCUGUACGACAGGUCAGGAUGGACAUUGCAAACAAACUCAAAGCAACACAAAUAGGCUCACUUUAUAUAAAACUGCAAUAGCAACUUUUAAAAAAUGUACAGCAUUAAGAAAAGAAAGGACAAAGGGCAUGUGGUGACAAUCAACCAAUGGUGCAGAAACAUUAUCUCAGAAAAACAAGCCUGAUGAGAUGUUGAGAAACACCUCACCAGAGUUUUGGCACAAUUCUUGCUUCACUGGAAGGAAAUCUUCAGUGAAUUUUAUGUUUUGGAUAUAAUUAUUGUCAGAUACAUUUACAAUGCAUAUGUUUCAAUGAAUGUAUUUCUUAUUUUAAAUUUGGAAAUUAUACUUCCUAAAAUGUAAUUUGUAUUGUCAAUGUAUUUGCUUUCCAUAUGGGCAUUUUUAUUUGUGCCUUGUUUCUGGACAUGGGUUUAUACAAGUUCUGGCCACUGUGGGAUCAGGUAGUCUGAUGCAGGGGAUCACUGUCGGACCUGAGCAAAGAGUUCUCGCAGCCACGGUGAGUCCUCAUAGAGGCGAGGGUCACCCAGAUACUCUGAGGUCCUCUUGUACAAGUAGUAGUACAACACAGAAGCUGUGAACAGGGAAAUAUGUGAGGAUUGUUUUAAUAUAUAAAAACAGAAAUACAUUUGUUUCCAUCAGACAGUCUCAAUGUACUCUCAGUCACACUUUCACCACCCCAGGUUUGAAAAAGUACAUUCUGAUGAGUCAGGGGUGACUUUACUUUAUCCAAGGUACUGACAUUCAGAUGGAUUCGCUGUCUUGGACUCAAUCCACCCAUUACAGAAGUAGUCUAGUUUUCUACUGAUUAAACAGAAUAAUUAGGAAAAUAAAGCCCAGUAGAGUUAACAGUGCCUUAAAGUGGGUUCAAAAUGUAAGAGGUUUUGUGAAGCAGUGAUGCAACAUCGAAUCACACACUGAGUAAGUGUCUGGGUUGGUCUUGAGCAGCAGAGCAAACAGAGAGAUAAAUAACACGGCCACAUUCUGUCCUCAUACUUGAUAAAGGGUCACCUGCAGAGAACAGCAUCUAGACAAUAAUCCUUUUAUCCACUUAGCAGCUUAUACGUCUAUGAAAAUCAACCCCACAUGGCAAUGUGAGAUCACUUCCUGGAGCCUGAUGGUAGACAGGGCAGACUGACACUGAUGAGAAACUCUGAGCUCUGUCAGGGACCUUCUUCAUAGCAUAACUAGAGCGAUGAUCACACUGAAAAUUCAUUUGUUCAGAGGUUAUAUAAAAACAGCACUGCGCUCAAUGGUGAGCAGGAACUAUUGAGUCAGUCCUUUGAAGCAGAACAAUUUUUAAUCCUUGUUCUGACAUGCAGCAUUCACUCUUGUAAACAUUAGUUUCAAGGGAAUCACUCUCCAUUGUCUAUUUCUUCAGUAGGGAUAAAAUACCAAAGCUCUGCUGUAUUCUAGCUCUUGUAAACUUAGAAUGCCUCAAGGUCAUUUAGAUCUAUAGUUGCAACUUGAUGCUCUUUUACAUUCAAGUUAUUGAAGGAACACAAGACCCAAACAAAGCUAUUGACACAGCAGUUAUUUCGUAUGUAGCCUUCUGUGUAUAGCCGGACACAUACUCGAUUUUUGGGGCCAAUAGUGAUACUGAUAUUAGGAAGUAAAACAUUUCCAGUAGUGACAAAUCAGCCGUUAUACAUUCAUCACUUUUGACAAUGAUAUGUAACUGAGGCAGGGCAUUUUACAGUUUUAAGGCGCUCUUUGUAACAAUUUGUAGCAAUUUACAUGUUUUGAUAACUUCUUAAUUGACCAUAUGUGAGCAGAGUGUAGUGUGACGUCUCUCUCUGUUGCCUACACAAGCCUGUGAACGAUUUCUUGAAAUUGUUUAAUGCUGCUGGACUUCAUGGACCUUCUCAAGUUCCACAUCUCAGUGCCUCCUCCACCUCGCUGGAGGGAACAGUAACUAAUGUAACUAAUGUUGUGUAAUGUAGCUAAUGUUGUGGUUAAGAAAUGGAGUCCACAAAGGAAAGUAAAAGAGCGGCUUCCAGCACAACGCAGUCCCUUUAACAAUAAACUUCACUCACAUAACUGGCAUCAGUGAACUAAAACUGGGAAUUUAAAGGUUUGAAAUGACAGAAUAAUCUUUUAUUCUCUUUAUGCUUCGCUGCAUGGUCACCAUAUUCACUAAUACCUGAUCCCAAUAUAUUGGUCUGGCUCUACAUUUGUGGUUUGACAUUUUAAUAAAUACUUUUGGUUGGCAUUAAAAACAUUUUAUUGACGCAU